Messenger RNA from Procambarus clarkii (red swamp crayfish), 1071 nucleotides. NCBI's taxonomy places the organism in Eukaryota, Metazoa, Arthropoda, Malacostraca, Decapoda, Cambaridae. The record is from RefSeq and is a predicted model, not a curated record.
AUGACACAGCAAUAUAAGAAGAAAAAUACCAAGCUUAAGAAGCAUCGUAAGACCAAGCUUAAGCAGCACCACAAGACCAAGCUUAAGCAGCACCAUAAGACCAAGCUUAAGCAGCACCACAAGACCAAGCUUAAGCAGCACCACAAGACCAAGCUUAAGCAGCACCACAAGACCAAGCUUAAGCAGCACCAUAAGACCAAGCUUAAGCAGCACCACAAGACCAAGCUUAAGCAGCACCACAAGACCAAGCUUAAGCAGCACCAUAAGACCAAGCUUAAGAAGCAUCGUAAGACCAAGCUUAAGCAGCACCACAAGACCAAGCUUAAGCAGCACCAUAAGACCAAGCUUAAGCAGCACCACAAGACCAAGCUUAAGCAGCACCAUAAGACCAAGCUUAAGCAGCACCACAAGACCAAGCUUAAGCAGCACCACAAGACCAAGCUUAAGCAGCACCAUAAGACCAAGCUUAAGCAGCACCAUAAGACCAAGCUUAAGCAGCACCACAAGACCAAGCUUAAGCAGCACCAUAAGACCAAGCUUAAGCAGCACCACAAGACCAAGCUUAAGCAGCACCACAAGACCAAGCUUAAGCAGCACCAUAAGACCAAGCUUAAGCAGCACCAUAAGACCAAGCUUAAGCAGCACCACAAGACCAAGCUUAAGCAGCACCAUAAGACCAAGCUUAAGCAGCACCAUAAGACCAAGCUUAAGCAGCACCAUAAGACCAAGCUUAAGCAGCACCAUAAGACCAAGCUUAAGCAGCACCAUAAGACCAAGCUUAAGCAGCACCACAAGACCAAGCUUAAGCAGCACCACAAGACCAAGCUUAAGCAGCACCAUAAGACCAAGCUUAAGCAGCACCACAAGACCAAGCUUAAGCAGCACCAUAAGACCAAGCUUAAGCAGCACCAUAAGACCAAGCUUAAGCAGCACCAUAAGACCAAGCUUAAGCAGCACCAUAAGACCAAGCUUAAGCAGCACCAUAAGACCAAGCUUAAGCAGCACCAUAAGACCAAGCUUAAGCAGCACCAUAUCAACAAUAACAUUCACAAAAAUCAAUUAACGAAAUAA